AUGGCGGCCGCCGCAGGCAACGGCGGCAGCGUCGGCACCGCCAGCAGCAACCGCCUGCUUAUCGUGGGCCCCGGAGUGCUGGGCAGCUACCUGGGCAAGCUUUGGCUGGACGAGAACGGCGCCGGCACGGUGGUCGGGCAGACCAACAGCACCACCAACCAUGCAAAGCUGCAGGCGCUGGGCAUCUCGCCGCGCACCAAGGACGCCGCCGCCGCGGCGGGCACCUUCCCGUUUGUCGUGUUCAGUGCGCCGCCCUCGGGCAGCGCCGACUACCUGGCGGAGAUCGAGGCGGCACUGGGGCUGUGGGACGGCACAGGCACCUUUGUGUUCACCUCUAGUGCAGGGUUAUAUACAGUGGAGGACGGGUCGGCUUGCGACGAGACGGCCCCGACCGCCAAGCUGGGCGACAACGAGCGCACCGACAAGCUGCUGGCGGCGGAGCAGGCGGUUCUGGUGGCGGGCGGCUGCGUGGUGCGGCUGGUGGGCCUGUACCACGGCCAGAGGGGUGCGCACACCUUCUUCCUGCGCCAGGGCGAGGUGGCCCGCUGGGGCGGCUACACCGUCAACCUCAUCCACUACGAGGACGCCGCCUCGCUGUGUCUGGCGGCGCUUCAGGGCCGCGGCAGCGAGGGCGGCGCCUACUACCGCGCACGCACCUUCCUGGGCUGCGACGGCGCGCCCGUCACGUUUGAGGCGAGGGCCGACAUGAUGGCCGCCACGCUGGCCAGCGGCGCCUUCCAGGGCAGCGUCAAGUUCACCGGUGCGGAGGGGCCGGUGAAGGGCAAGCGCAUGAGCAACACGGCCACGCGGCAGCAGCUGCAGUGGGAGCCCAGGCACGCCUCGUAUGUGGAGUUCAUGGAGCGGGAGAAGGCGCAGGACUGGUAUGCGAGCGAGCUGGUGGUGGCGGGCAUGCCGCAUGCGGGGUGA
This is a messenger RNA of Chlorella variabilis, 927 nucleotides long. RefSeq lists its product as hypothetical. The record is from RefSeq and is a predicted model, not a curated record. Lineage: Eukaryota; Viridiplantae; Chlorophyta; Trebouxiophyceae; Chlorellales; Chlorellaceae. The coding region runs from base 1 to 927 and encodes 308 amino acids. The transcript has 5 exons.